This is a messenger RNA of Hippopotamus amphibius kiboko, 7779 nucleotides long. It is a transcript of the gene GAS2L2, whose product is annotated as growth arrest specific 2 like 2. The record is from RefSeq and is a predicted model, not a curated record. The transcript has 6 exons. Gene Ontology annotation, cellular component: stress fiber; cytoplasm; actin filament. The coding region runs from base 4818 to 7454 and encodes 878 amino acids. Gene Ontology annotation, biological process: regulation of microtubule polymerization or depolymerization; protein localization to microtubule plus-end; microtubule bundle formation. NCBI's taxonomy places the organism in Eukaryota, Metazoa, Chordata, Mammalia, Artiodactyla, Hippopotamidae. Gene Ontology annotation, molecular function: actin filament binding; microtubule binding; cytoskeletal adaptor activity.
UCUCUGCACGUUUAGAAAUGGACGCCUCCGAUGAGCGAAACGGGAGAAGCGCCCCUUAUGAGCGAACUAUAUGGAAAUUUCCUUGGCACCCCCCCCCCAACCCCCACCCCGUACGGGCAGACCGAUUAGGAAAUGGCUGCCCUAGGGGGGAGCCAAUUAGGAAAAGGCAUCUAUUCCUCAUUCCAGGCAUGACCUUAACUGCCCUCUGGAUUUCGGCCACCACCGUCCCCCUUCCUGGUGUUCAGGACACAAACUCCACAACCCCAGGCAGCAGUCCUGUCAGGCGGGAAGUUCCUGGGCUGAUGUGAAAGAAACCCCGCCUCUGCCAGGAGGUGUCCACACCCAUUCAGCAAACCUUGACCCAGCCCCAUCGUGUGCCCUGCUGUCUGCUGGGGAGCUAGACUUGUAACAGAAAAAAAGGGGGGGAGGUGAGGACAGGGAAGACACAGCUCGUGGAGUUUGCCCUAGAAAGGUCUAGAAAUUUUGCUAUUGAUCCCUGCCCAUCGUGUUUAAAGAGGUUGGAGACAAAGAGGAAUGAUAAUAGAGCUAGUGUUCCAGCCCACAUGUAUUGAGCACCAACUGCAUGUAAUCACCCGGAUAACCUCUUCCUACAUCAUGCCCGACCCUCUCAGGUAGGUGACAAGGUAGGUAACAGAGGGGCCUCUGAAUGUCAUCCAAGACUUUUGAAACCUUUCAAGAAAAGGUGUUUCAAAGAUUCUGCCAGUUCUUGGUAUUGCUGAAGGUGGAGAACCAAGAUCCACCGUAGUUUUGUGUGUGUGUGGGGGGGGGGGUGGUUUGGGGUGGGGUAGCCAUGCCACGCGGGGCAUGUGCGAUCUUAGUUCCCCGACCAGCGAUCGAACCCAUGCCCCCUGCAGUGGAAUUGCAGCGUCCUAACCACUGGACCACCAGGGAAUUCCCGAGAUCCACUCUACUUUAAUUUAGGAAAACACAUUAAGGAGCCUUUUGGUUGUGAAAGGCCAGGUGUAGUCCACAGCCAGAAACGGGUGCUGGGAACAUUUGGGGAGCAUGAGGAAUUGGAAGGUUGGGAUUUGGGGGCCAGACUAUGGAGUUUGAGCUUUGUCCUUCACCACUAGGGAGCCAUUGAACGUUUUGACACAGGGAUGUGCUCAGAGCCAUCCUUUAGGAUGUUCCCUCUGACAGAAGGCAACAGAGAGAGACCUACUUAGGAGUCAUUACAGUGGUCCAGCCAGAGAAGACAAAGAUCCCAAUAGCAGCAGGUGAAGUUGAGAGACCAGAUGUCAGGAAUAUUCAGGAACGAGAGACGUGAGGGCUUGUUUAUGGAUGGGUAACUGAGAAAAGGCUGGACUUCUACUCUGGGGUUGCCAUGGUGAUGAGCUGGUUGGUCCACCCUGGAGCCAAGAGACCCUGUCCUCCAGCCCCACUCACCGUGUUUGUCCAUUCUUCCCAGAGCUGUGCUGCCCUCUUCCCUUGAUCAGGCACUGGGAUGCGAGGGAGUUGCCAUAGAACUUGGUCUGGUCUCUAGGGCCUCUGUUGGAUUACGAGGGGGCGGGGCUAGAACCCGGCUUGCUCAUAAGGUUCCACCCUCAGAUAGUACCUUCUCUCUCGGGAAGGUAUUAAAGGGGAAAGAGAGCAACUUUGGCCGCCAAUAGACUGGGAUCAAAUCCCAGCUCUACCAUGUAAAUAUAAAAGCUAUAUGCGCUUUAGCACAUUCUCUCUCUGACCCUCAGUCUCUUUUUCUGUAAGUCAGAGAUGGCAGUGCAGUACCAGACUUUACCUGGCCCACAGAAAGCCCUUAAAGCAUUAGGUUUAUUUGCAUCACUAUUUUCUCUCCUCCCGUUUCUGUUCUGUCUCUGUCCUUCCCCACCCCUGCUCCCCACCCCACCCACUUCCAGCUCAUCGCUUUAGCUCUGAGGAGUGGAGGGCAUGUUGUCAAGUCCUGAAGGAAGCAGGACUCAGGCAAGAGCCAGGUGUAGCUCCUGGAGGGGUGCCAGGGAAUACCUGCAUAUGCAGUGGUUUGCAUUACAAAAGGAACCAUGAGCUUAGGGAACCCUAAUUUUUUUUUUUAAGAUUUAUUAUUUUAUUUAUUUAUUUUUAUUUUUUGGCUGUGUUGGGUGUUCAUUGCUGCACGUGGGCUUUCUCUACUUGUGCCGAGCAGGGGAUACUCUUCAUUGCGGUGUGUGGGCUUCUCAUUGCUGUGGCUUCUCUUCUUGUAGAGCAAGGGCUCUAGGCACGUGGGCUUCAGUAGUUGUGGCACAGGGGCUCAGUAGUUGUGGCUCACGGGCUCCAGAGCGUAGGUUCAGUAGUUGUGGCACACAGGCUUAGUUGCUCUAUGGCAUGUGGGAUCUUCCCAGAUCAGGGCUUGGACCCAUGUCCCCUGUAUUGGCAGGCGGAUUCUUAACCACUGUGCCACCAGGGGAAUCCUGGGAACCCCAAUCGUUUAUACUGGGCAGUAACCAAACCUGUUCUUUGCUCCAGAAAAAGACACUAUCUCUAUCUUCCAAGACUGUUCACUAUAUAAACAUCCUUGAAAAGUCAGUGCCUCUGCUUGCAAGACAUGCAAAAAUAAGAAGGACCCGUGGACAACUGUCUCCCCCCUAAAACCCCAUUCUCCUUACAUUUACUGAAAGAGCUUAUAGCCACCUUGGUUCUUGACUGCAAAAUUCAAAAGCUUUUCUGGCUAAUUUACAGAAAAAGAAUAAUGAGAGCUCACAGAAUGGCUGGAAGACUUGACAGUUGGAAGUCAGGUUCUCUCUCUGGGGCUGGGCCCAUCUUCCCUAAAUUCAAGAAAGCGCUACCUAAUACCUGACCAAAAUAGGAUUCUAUUAGCAAGAAAGGAAAACAAAUAGCUCCUCUAUUUUGGGGUAACCAGCCUCUAAAAUGGCUCCCAAUGACCCCUGUUCUCCUGGUAUUCACACUCUUAUGUAGAACCUGCCCACAAGAAAUAAGGCCGACCUGGGUAACUGAUAGGAUAUUGUGGGAAUUACAGAGUGUGACUUUUAAGGUUAGGUAAUAAAAGACCCUGUGGCUUCUGUCUUGCUCUCUCACUCUGGGGAAAGCCAGCUGGCAUGUCAUGGGGACACUCACUCAACCCAACGGAGAGGUCCAUAUAGUGAGGAACACAGGGCUCCUGCCAGCUUCAGUUUUCUUAUUUCUUCAUCCAUAAAAUGGGUACAACUAUCAUCUCGAUGCCUUUAGAAGGUAACUGAAAGAAAAUCACUUUCCAAAAGGUAAAGAAAAGCCCUGCAUAAUCUGAGACCCCAUUUCCUCUCUUCCGUAUAUUCUACCUGCCAUUGCUAUUCCUGGGACAUGCCAAGGAUCCUCUUGCCUGGAGCUUUUUUUUUUUUUUUUUGGCCGCGCCUCAUGGCUUGCAGGAUUGAACCUGGGCCACGGCAGUGAAAGCACUGAGUCCUAACCACUGGACCACCAGGGAAUCCCCCUUCCUGGAGCUUUUGCACUGGCUGUUCCUUCUGCCUAAGUACCCUUCCUGCAGACAUGGGCAGGGCUUGCUUCCCCACCUCUCUCGGGUCCCUGCUCACAUAUCACCAUAUCAGUGAGGCCUUUCCUGACCACCUUAUAGAAAAGACCUCCCUCCAUCUCCUUUAGUCCUUUAGUUUUCUCCCUGGUAUUUAUCACCAUCUGACUUACUAUAGAUUUGUAUGUUUGUAAUCUGUCAUCCAUCACCCACCAACAUGUAAGCCGCCUCCAUGAGGUCACCACGAGGACUUCACUUACAGCUACACCUUCAGGCCUAUCAUUGUGCGUGGUACACAGUAGGUACUCAGGAAACGUCUGUGGAAUGAAUGCAUUGCUGUGGCCAUGGGGUGAGGUACUAUGAUUGACAGCCCGCUCUGGUGGAAUCACGAGGGGAGAGUGGGGGAUGGAGCAGGUUUUCCAGAGCAAGUGGGUAUCAUGGCGCACAGACAGGGCUGCUGGGAGAGAAGGUGAGAACUGGGACCCCCCCCCACCACCCAGUCCUGAGAGUCUGAUACUUUCCACAUCCACGAUUUCUCUAUUCCUCACAACACCCUGGAGAGGUAGAUAUUAUUAUUCCCAUUUUACAGUUGAGACAAGUGAGGCACAGAGAAGCUAGGUAGUACAUGAAGGUCACAGAGGGAUUCAGGAAAGGGUUCAAGGCCAAAUUCAUUUGCAUGGACUCUAUCACUACAUCUAUUUCACUAUCCUGUGGUGCUCACUGAUCACCAAGGGGUACAGCACCCCCUGACCCUGCUUCUCUCCCCCAUUUCCCCAAAGGCCCCGCCAGGGUCAACCAAGUGAGAGAGGCCAGCCCUAGCCUCUCCUCUGCUCCCCGGGCUCCAGGGCAGGCUCUGCAGGGCAGGCAAUGCCAGGAAGGGUUAACAAGGAGUGUUUGUAGCAGCUGCUGUCUCCAAGGAGAGGAAAGCAGAGUGGAGAGGCCAACAGCCAGACUCCAGGCCCUCGGCUGCGGGCCGGUAGGGGGUGGGAGGCAGCCAGCGCGGCCUGUCCAGCCGUGGGGGGCAGAAAGGAGUGUCCUCACCUCCAUCCGUCCUGGGAGGUGGCGACCUCUGAGCAGACUGGGCAGCUGGGACGUGAGGUCGCUGCAGGGCUACCAAGUAGGAAAGUUCUGGCAGGGACUGAGGAAUGUGGGGGGGGCAGGAGCCAGGCCUGGCCCAGCCCAGUGGCAGCCGUGGCGGUUGCUGAAACCAGCGGCAAGUUAGCAGAGCCGUCCUGGGCUCUCAGAGGGUAGAAGGGGACCCCUGUGUCAGGGAGAACCAGCCAAGACCCAGCAGGUGGCAGGAGAGAAGACACGGCUGUGGGAGAGAGGAGGCGGCCGGCCCUCCCCUGCUGGCGGUCCAGCCAUGUCCCAGCCCAGGGCUGGCAGGGGGAGGCCUGGGACCCUGGGGCCUCUGGUGCACAGCAUCCGGCCCUUUAAGUCCAGCGAGCAGUACCUGGAAGCCAUGAAGGAGGACCUGGCCGAGUGGCUUCGGGAUCUCUACGGGCUGGACAUCGAUGCGGCCAACUUCCUGCAAGUGCUGGAGACGGGCCUGGUGCUGUGCCAGCAUGCCAACGCCAUCACGGAGGCCGCCCUGGCCUUCCUGGCCGAGACACCUGCCCGAGCCCAAAAGAUUCCCCUGCCUCAGGCUGGGGUUUCCUGCAAUGGGGCUGCCCAGCCGGGCACCUUCCAGGCCCGGGACAACAUCUCCAACUUCAUCCAGUGGUGUCGCAAGGAGAUGGGCAUCCAAGAGGUACUGAUGUUCGAGACGGAGGACCUGGUGCUGCGCAAGAACGUGAAGAACGUGGUGCUGUGCCUGCUGGAACUGGGCCGCCGGGCCUGGCGCUUCGGCGUCGCGGCGCCCACCCUGGUGCGGCUGGAGGAGGAGAUCGACGAGGAGCUGCGGCUGGAGCUGGCCCUGCCCCCACCCGACCCCCCGCCGCCCGAGCCCCCCGCGCGCCGGCCCUGCCACUUCCGCAACCUGGACCAGAUGGUUCAGAGCUUGGUGAGCCGCUGCACGUGCCCAGUUCAGUUCUCCAUGGUCAAGGUGUCCGAGGGGAAGUACCGAGUGGGAGACUCCAACACCCUCAUCUUCAUCCGGAUCCUCCGGAACCACGUGAUGGUGCGUGUGGGGGGCGGCUGGGACACACUCGGUCACUAUCUGGACAAACAUGACCCCUGCCGGUGCACGUCCCUCUCACACAAGACGGGCAGCUUCCUGAAGCCCCCUGCCCCACCGGUGCAGCAUGAAGUGCGGGUGCAGGACGGGCCCUCGCAGCCCCAGCCUACGAUGACCAUCAGCCGCUCCCAGAGCCCACUGCCCCCCGUGGACUGGAAGACAUACACCUCUUCAGGUCGAAAGCUGAGGCCCCUCACCGCCUCCUCCCUCAGACCCCGCCGUGAAUGGAGAGCAGAGGCAGGGAUUCUCAGAGAGACAGCACCAUUCCUGAGGUGCCAGGAGAAGUCGUUCACCCCAUCUCGGAGGCAGCUGUCAUCUGGGGACAGCCCACCCAGCCCCCAAUCCUCAUCCACUCCUAGGGGCCAAGACCCACAGCCCACCUCCUCAGGGAAGAGGGAGGACAGAUACCCCCCUGAAGUCCCCAGGGGAAGGACUCCCACAUCUUGGGUUCACGAGGAGACAGACAGCUGGGGAACUCAUGCCAGGACCCCCACCCCCCAGAGACUCCGAGCCCCUGAGGCCACCACCAAAGGGACAUCAGCAAGAGAACCAUCUCCCCUGCCUUGUUCCUCCGUCCCAACCAGGCCUGUGGUCCUUAGGUCACCACCCCGGGGUGAGGCCGAGGGUGCGUCCUCUCAGCUCAGGGAGGCAGCAUCUGUCCAUUCUCCAUCCCCUGUUAAAGGACCCACCAAGAUCCCAGUCCGGUUGUCCCCAGCUCACCCCCCUACUCCAGGAAGAAGCUUUCCAGGUACUGCAAGUGAAGGUCCCAGGACAGAACUGGGGAGAGACCCCAUUCCACUAGGGGCCAUUACUGGGGACCUGUCUGGGUCCAGACAUGGGGACUGCUCUGUGGAAGAGAGGCAAGAGGACCAGAAGCUGGAUGUCCAGGUGACAGCAGAGGCUGGAGAGCCCCAGGGCCUGGGCUCACAGCACUGGGAGGGGAGGUGCACUCCGCUGCCCUCAGGCAGGAGCAAGGAGCAAGGCAUCUACCACAGCCUUGAGGAGGAGCUUUCGGCCGGCGUGAAGCUGCUACAGGUGGGGGGUGCUUGCCCCCAGGGCGCAGGGUCUGGGGUCAUUCCUCGCAGUGGAGUCUACGUGCCCAGUCUGGGUGGGCGAUGGCCUGAGCCUGGGGGUCUUUAUGACAAAGUCAUCCAAGAACUGGCUCAGGGCCCCCCACCCCUCCUUAAGGUGGACCUGGGAGCCUGGAAGGCAGCCCCUACAGACUCCCCUAAGCCGGCUGUAACUGCAGGCCCAGGAAGCCCAAAAGGGAAACUGGGAACCCGAGAGAGUGAGCUGAGGACAAAAGCAAGCCCAAGCGCCAAGGGCGCCAGGACAAGGAAGGUCCCAGCUCAAGGGGGACAGGACUGCUCAGCCCCUACUGUGUCUGCCAGCCCAGAGUCCCCCACACCUUCACCCGCUGGCCCCAGUUCUGAUAAAGCCAAGACAUGCCCAGGCAAGGGCAAGAGAACACUCCGGAAGCCCCAGAGAGUCCCAUCCGUCUACAAGCUGAAGCUGAGGCCCAGGAUUCGGCCCCGGAGAGACCACAGGCCUGAGAAUCGGCCUUCACGAAUCCCCAAGCCAUUGACCUACCUCUACCUGGGUCCAGCCAGGGCACCACCCAGGGGCAGGCUGGCGAGAGCUGCACUGGGCAGCAAGGGAAGGGAGGCAGCCCUGGUGGAUGGAGCCUCAGCGAGGGAGGAGGAAGGGAAGGAGAGGAAAGAGCCAGCCGCCCCACUGGAAAGUAGCUCCCAGCUUUUGGAGGGCCAGGGGCCUCAGCAGCUUGAUCAAGCCUCCCUCUCACCCGAGGAGGAGUCUUGGGUCUGAGAAGGUGCUUCUCCUCCCUGAGCCUGUGGGUAUGGGGGAGGAGGGAAGUGAAAAGAUGCCCUUGUAUCCGUUGCACUCCCAACUGCAGGAACAGAAGGGAAGGUCCCUCACCUCAAUACAGGGCCUUGGCCAGGGGAGGUCAGAAGACAAAUAGAGACUCACUCUGCUCAGUUGAGCAGAAGGGCAACCCAUCAGUCCCUCUUUAAUUCCAGGGUGGUGGGGCUACCCUCUCAGAACAGCUCCCAAAUUCCUGUGCUCUGUUCUCUGGCCAUGCCCAUUUCCACAACUCUUCUAAGUUAUUAAACAUGAGUGGGUCUGUCCCUGA